Cylicostephanus goldi is the source of this 363-nucleotide messenger RNA. The record is from the annotation of a GenBank genome assembly. Lineage: Eukaryota; Metazoa; Nematoda; Chromadorea; Rhabditida; Strongylidae.
AUGUUUGUACCCGUGUUUCAUGGUGCCAUAUCCACCUUACUCGGUAUCGUAAUGUUGGUCUUCUCCGAGUUUGACUUCGUUAUCAAGUACUUCUUCGUUGUGAUGACGAUGUUAGUGCUUUUGGCGGUAUUCAACGGUCUAUGCCUGUUACCAGUGAUGUUAACACUUAUUGGACCGGAGCCAGAGCUGGUGCCACUGGACGGCUCGUGCCGAUUACCAGCGCCACCUCCACUGAGUGAACAGAAGAAGAAGAAAGCUGCCAUGGGAAUUGAAAGCGGGUUAAGGCAUCGGAAAGGAGCCGAUGUCGAAAUGUCGGCGAAAAGGGCUCGCAACGAUGAUGAUGAAUCUCCGAAAAAGCUCUAG